UUAUAGAGAAGAGUUACACAUUAGUCAAUACUCGUUCGUCAUCGUCCGAACUCCAAAGAAUGCGAGCAUCCGCUGACGGUCUUCAGCGGCAUUUCUUAAGCGAGAGAGUUCACCUUUGUUACUCAGGACAGCUCUGUUAUCGCUGGUCGCUACCUCCGGAGUCGAUUUUCCAAGCUUUGAACGCAUGAUUCUCCCUCUUGGCUGGUCAUCUUGCUCGUGUACUUUCCCUGGGGUUUUGAUUUUUGCUGCGACGAGAUAGGGCUUCAAUAUAUUAACCAGGUAGAAAGUCUAUGCCACUGUAUCUGACUGUCAAUUAGUUGCAAUUUGGUUAUUGCUGUCCCAAACUGAAAUUUUCUUGAUAUAUGAAUAGUUUCAAAUAUAGACCUUGUAAGUCCAUGGAAGGUAAUCAAGGUAUCGACCCAGCCAGUACUGGUACUGAUACUGGUAUGCAACUAAUCGGUUCCGCAAUUUUUUCCUCUCCUGGAGCAACUCUGAGGCCACAAAACCGAUUCAAUGCUCCCAGCCCCAAUUUCAAUGCCUCUCAAAUGGGCGCGUCUGCGCUUCUGAUGCAACAAAAUUUUAGUCCUGAGAAUCUGAAACCCGGCAUACCUCCAUCCCACCCAAAUAUCCCAUCUUCGUCACACUAUCCCCCAAUUUCAGAGUUCCAAUCGGCUUCCCAGCAAUUGCGUUCUCCGAAUAUGAGACCUCGUUCUUCCCAUUCAAGGUCUUUGUCCCAACACUCAUUUUUUUCCCCGGAUUGCUUGCCUCCAUUGAGUCCUUCACUUUAUUGUGAGCCCUCGGCGACCCCUCUUUCUAACUCGAUUUCCCCAGACGUGUCCAUGGAAGAAAGUGUGGUUAACUCUCAUGGCCCUGGCAUUUCUAUGCCCGUCAAUAGGGAUCAUGCCUUUCAAGCUGGUCCUAGUGUUCUUCCUCGUAAAGGGCACAGGCGCUCCAGCAGUGAUACUCCAUUAGGAAUCUCUGGCUUCGCUCAAUCUUCUCCUCAGCUGGUUGUCUCUCCUACUUGGAUGAAUCUGGAGAAUUCAAUUUCUAGAGGAGAAAACUCAGGAUUGGAGAAGCCAAUUCAAUUGGUAAAAAAGGAGCUAAAAAAGGAUGAGGGUCAUGUUGAUAGUUACAAUGCAAAACCUAUGGUUGAGAGGAAAGAGGAUGUGAUGGAUGAUUUAAUUAGCGUGUAUAUGAAUUUGGACAAUAUUGAUAAUGUGAACUUAUCUGGUGCGGAAGAAUCAAAGACUUUUGAAAGCAGUGAUAAUGAAGUUGAGAGUCUUGUAAGUGGAAAAACUACCUCCACACAAGGGGCAACUUCGAGCUUUGUGGAGGAAAGGAGGGAAGGAAUCAAGAGGAGUUCUAAUGGGGACAUUGCACCAGGCUCCCGUCAUCGGAGAAGUUUUUCCUUGGAUAGUUCUAUAGGAAAUUUGCAUAUUGGAGAUGAUUCACCAAAGCUUCCUCCUUUGGGGAAUGGAGUUUGUCAGCGCUCACCUAGCAAUUCAGCAGAUGGUAAAACAUUUGAGAUCAACAUGGAGUUGAGAAAUGGUGAAUUCACUGAACUGGAGCUAAAAAAAAUAAUGGAAAGUGAUAAACUUGCUGAGAUUGCUUCGUCAGAUCCCAAACGUGCAAAAAGAAUAUUAGCUAAUCGUCAAUCGGCUGCUCGAUCCAAGGAGCGAAAGGUGCAGUACAUUGCUGAACUAGAGCACAAGGUGCAAACUCUUCAGUCAGAGACAACCACAAUGUCUACUCAAUUUACCACACUACAGAGGGAUAACUCACAUCUUAAAAGUGAGAACAGUGAGUUGAAAUUCAGGCUUCAAGCCAUGGAACAGCAGUCCCAACUGAAGGAUGCUCUGAAUGAGACCUUGACUGCUGAAGUCCAGCGUUUGAGGCUUGCAGUCACAGAACUUGGUGGCGAGCCUAUUCUCUCGGGCUGCAUAGCAGCUCGCCAACAUGCUAUUAAUCAACAAAGGUUCCAAUUGCAGCAUGAGCAGCCUGGCCAGCUUAAACGAUCGCAAAUGCAACAUCAGCCUCAGGAGGAGACCCAGCCUCAGUCGCACCAGAUUCAACAUAAUGAAUUGAAUCUCCAGCCUCAAAAUGACAAAGCUACUGCCUUCUGAGCUUGCACCGAAUCAUAGAUAGUCGCUCUCCAGUCAAGCUACAUUUAAUUCCUUUAGGCGAUGGGUGGCAUUAACUUACUUUUAUAUUUUUAAUAGUCUAUACAUCAGCUCUAUUUAAUUUAUUAAUUUGUAGGUUUCACCCAUUAUAAAAUAUAUGCUCGGAACAGUUUCUUGUUAUUGUAGUGGUCGUGUUUUGACUGCAUUUUCGCCCUUGCUAAUGAAAACAAUCUUAUAUUUCACAGUAUUAA
Messenger RNA from Prosopis cineraria, 2371 nucleotides. RefSeq names its product bZIP transcription factor 29-like. Gene Ontology annotation, cellular component: nucleus. The record is from RefSeq and is a predicted model, not a curated record. The transcript is spliced from 4 exons. Bases 363 to 2123 code for a protein of 586 amino acids. Gene Ontology annotation, biological process: regulation of DNA-templated transcription. NCBI's taxonomy places the organism in Eukaryota, Viridiplantae, Streptophyta, Magnoliopsida, Fabales, Fabaceae. Gene Ontology annotation, molecular function: DNA-binding transcription factor activity.